GCGGAGGCGCGCCCGGGAGCGCAGCGGGGCCGGUGCCGCUGGUCCCGUCUGUCCCGGCGGCGGAGCGGGCGCGGGCUGGUGACAGCGGGGUCCCCGUCCCCAUGGCCRCGUAGCGAUGGCGGCGCAGAGGAUCCGGGCGGCCAACUCGGGGGGGCUCCCGCGCUGCCGCUCCGAGGGGACGCUCAUCGACCUGGCCGAGGGCUCGUCCCAAACCGCGCUGGGCGACGUCAAAGUGCCUUCUCCCAGUGCCUUGCUGGUGGACAGCCCCACGUCCUUCGGCAACGCCAAGGAAGUGGUGGCCAUCAAGGAUUACUGCCCCACCAACUUCACCACCCUCAAGUUCUCCAAGGGUGACCACCUGUACGUGCUGGACACRUCCGGGGGCGAGUGGUGGUACGCCCACAACACCACGGAGAUGGGCUACAUCCCGUCCUCCUACGUGCAGCCCGUGGGCUGCCGCGGCUCCUCGCUCAGCGACAGCGGCGUCAUCGACAGCCUGCUGGAGAGCCCCGAUGAGGGCGUCAAGGAGCUGGACCUGCUCGGGGAGUGGGCAGAGGGGAAGAGGAACUCGGCCAGGUCCUACCACAACAACCCCUUCCUGAACGGAGUGCAGACCAACCCGUUCCUGAACGGGAAUUUGCAGGCGGCGCCCGGCUCGGAUAAGGAGUCCGACUCCAGCGCCGCUGUGGAUUUGCUGCUGUUCGACACCGGRGCGCCGGCGCUGCCCGGCUCGGCCRCCAACAGCAGCCUGGGGAACCUUUUUGAGGAGUUUCCCUCCUCGGUGGGUAGGCUGGAUGGGGAGCAGCCCGUCAGGAGGGACAACCCCUUCUUCCGAAGCAAGCGCUCCUACAGCUUGUCGGAGCUGUCCGUCCUCCAGGCCAAGUCGGACGCACCGGCCGCGUCGGGUUUCUUCGGCGGCCUCAAGUCRCCCACCCCCGAGCAGUUCCAGAGCCGGGAGGAUUUUAGGACAGCGUGGCUGAACCACAGGAAACUGGCCCGGUCGUGCCACGACUUGGAUUUGCUGGGCCAAAACCCCGGCUGGGGUCAGACGCAGCCGGUGGAGACCAACAUCGUGUGCAAGCUGGACAGCUCCGGCGGCGCCGUGCAGCUGCCGGACACCAACAUCAGCAUCCACGUGCCCGAGGGCCACGUGUGCCCGGGUGAGACGCAGCAGAUAUCCAUGAAGGCCAUGCUGGACCCACCGCUGGAGCUCAACAGUGACAAGUGCAGCACCGUCAGCCCCGUGCUGCAGAUCAAGCUCAGCAACAUGGAGGUGAGGACAGUCAUCGUGCUGGAGAUGAAGGURUCGGCUGAGGUCAAGGACGACGCCGCCAGCAGGAGCCUGGUGGGKCUGCAGUGCCUGCGCAGCGACGUCAAGGAGGGGCCCUACACGGCCGUGCAGCCCAGCUACUCGUACGGGGACACSAUCCAGGUGCAGCUGGAGAACCUGGAGCCCUGCAUGUACGUGGCGGCCGUGGCGCAGGCCCGCGACGUCCUCUACCCCUACACCGUGUGGGACUACAUCAGCAAGAGGGUGACGGUGGGCGUCUACGGCCCCAAGCACAUCCACCCGUCCUUCAAGACCGUGGUGGCCGUGUUYGGCCACGAGUGCGCGCCCAAGACGCUGCUGGUCAACGAGGUGGCCCGGCAGUCGCACGGCCCGGCCCCCGUGGCCCUGCAGCUCUGGGGCAAGCACCAGUUCACCCUGGCCCGGCCCCAGGACCUGAAGCUGUGCAUGUUCUCCAACAUGAGCAACUACGAGGUGAAGGCCGGCGAGCAGGCCAAGGUGGUGCGGGGCUUCCAGAUGAAGCUGGGCAAGGUGAGCCGCCUCAUCUUCCCCAUCGCCUCGCACGACCCCAACGAGCUGUCGGACUUCACGCUGAGGAUCCAAGUGAAGGACGAGCGCGACGCCAUCCUGACCCAGUUCUGCGUGCAGACGCCRCAGCCGCCGCCCAAGAGCGCCGUCAAGCCCACGGGGCAGAGGCGCUUCCUCAAGAAGAACGAGGUGGGCAAGAUCAUCCUGUCRCCCCUGGCCGCCGCCGCCAAGUACCCGGUUUUUCAGGAGCGGCCGGUGUCGGGCCUCAAGUACGGCAAGCUGCUGAAGACGGUGGUGAGGCAGAGCAAGAACCACUACCUGCUGGAGUACAAGAAGGGGGACGUGGUGGCCCUGCUGAGCGAGGAGAAGAUCCGGCUGAAGGGCCAGCUGUGGACCAAGGAGUGGUACAUCGGCUACUACCAGGGCAAGGUGGGCYUGGUGCACGCCAAGAACGUGCUGGUGGUGGGCAAGGCCAGGCCCAGCUACUUCUCCGGGCCGGAGCUCAGCACUGGGCUGCUGCUGGAGCAGAUCCUGCGGCCCUGCAAGUUCCUGACMUACAUCUACGCCUCGGUGAGGACUCUGCUGAUGGAGAACCUCAGCAGCUGGCGCUGCUUCGCCGAUGCCCUGGGCUACCUGAACGUGCCGCUGGCCUUCUUCUGCCGGGCCGAGCUGGACAGCGAGCCCGAGCGGGUGGCCUCCGUGCUGGAGAAGCUGAAGGAAGACUGCAACAGUGCCGAGAACAAGGAGAGGAAAUCCUUCCAGAAGGAGCUGAUGACGGCCCUKCUGAAGAUGGACUGCCAGGGGCUGGUGGUCAGGCUGAUCCAGGACUUUGUGCUGCUGACCACGGCGGUGGAGGUGGCCCAGCGCUGGCGGGAGCUGGCCGACAAGCUGGCCAAGGUGUCGCGGCAGCAGCUGGAUGCCUACGAGGCGCCGCACCGCGACCGCACCGGCACGGUGGACAGCGAGGCCAUGUGGAARCCAGCCUACGACUUCCUGCUCACCUGGAGCAGCCAGAUGGGCGACAGCUACCGCGAUGUGAUCCAGGAGCUGCACACGGGGCUGGACAGGAUGAAGAACCCCAUCACCAAGCGCUGGAAGCACCUGACGGGAACCCUGAUCCUCGUCAACUCUCUGGAGCUGCUGCGGGCGGCUGCCUUCAGCCCCCAGGACCAYGAGGAUUUUGCCAUCUAGCCCUUGCUUCUCCUCCACUGGGAUUUUUUUGCCCUUUUUUUUUGCCCUCCUCCAAACCCCA
Messenger RNA from Malurus melanocephalus (red-backed fairy wren), 3068 nucleotides. RefSeq names its product SH3 domain binding protein 4 (gene SH3BP4). Bases 116 to 3007 code for a protein of 963 amino acids. The transcript is spliced from 5 exons. Gene Ontology annotation, molecular function: protein binding. Gene Ontology annotation, cellular component: cytoplasm. The record is from RefSeq and is a predicted model, not a curated record. Lineage: Eukaryota; Metazoa; Chordata; Aves; Passeriformes; Maluridae.